Acaulospora colombiana is the source of this 411-nucleotide messenger RNA. Lineage: Eukaryota; Fungi; Glomeromycota; Glomeromycetes; Diversisporales; Acaulosporaceae. The record is from the annotation of a GenBank genome assembly.
AUGUCAACGCUAAGAAGGAACUGGUUUUCGGCUCGAACGAGUUUAUUUUUGUCCCGCCCCGCAGGAUUUUCCAUUUUCCGUCAGCACACAUAUACGCAACGUCCGGCACUUGUUAAUCCAAAGACUUAUCUUUCUCAGCGAUUUUAUUCCGCCGAUACUACUCUUUCUCGUAGUAACAUUGAAACUAGGAUUAUUGAUAUACUUAAAUCAUUUGAUAAAGUUGAUCCCACAAAGGUAACUCUUCAAGCGAGGUUCGCCGAUGAUCUUGGGUUGGAUAGCUUAGAUACUGUGGAGGUUGUCAUGAACAUUGAAGAGGAUUUUUCGAUUGAAAUUCCAGAUAAAGAUGCUGACGAAAUUCGAUCGAUCAAAGAUGCCGUGGAUUAUAUUUCCAAACGCGAGGACGCUCAUUAA